AUGCAUAAAGUUGCUGCCAAGCAAGCACAAGCACUGAGAGCCAGCGCCCAAGACACGCUCGCGCACGCUGUGAAUCUCUGCGGGAACUCCAAAGAUCUUGGGGAGCUCAAGCGCAUCCACAAUCUCAUCACCCAGACUCCACACUCCCACAACACUUUCCUCCUCAAUCUUCUCGUACGAAUGUAUGGCAAGUGUGGGAGCCUCAACGACGCACGCUUGGUGUUUGAAUCCAUCCCGGAGCCCAAUGAAUUCUCCUGGACAAUAAUUGUCUCAGCAUUUGCCCAAAAUGGGCAGCUAUAUAGCGCGAAGGAGUACUUUGACAAGGCUCCGAUUAAAACCCUUGUUACUUACAAUGUGAUGAUCACUGGCUAUGGACACCAGAAAAACGUCCACCAAGCGCAAGAUAUCUAUGGUCGGAUGUCGUCAUGGAACGCCGUCACGUGGAAUGUGAUGCUGCAGACAUUUGCCCAAAACCGGCAUUUGCAUAACGCAAGGAAUUUGUUUGACCAAAUGCGCAUUCGCGAUGAGGUUUCCUGGACGACGCUGAUCUGCGCCUACCUGGUCAACGGGAAUCUUGAAUGGGCGUCUUCGAUGCUUGAAAAGAUGCCUGCUCACGACGUAGUUGUAUCAACCGCGAUGGUUUCGGCGAAUGCUCAAGCGGGGCAAAUCGAUGAAGCCAAAUACCUGUUCGAUCAAAUGCCGAUUCACAGCACUGAAUCUUGGAAUGCUUUAAUGAAUACUGGAUUGUCAAGUGCUGAAUUGUGCAAAUCUCUCUUCGACGAGAAUCCUGCGCGUGAUGUUUUCUCGUGGAACACCCUCAUAUCGGUACAUGCCCAGACCGGGGAUUAUCAAGAAGCUUUCCAGAUAUUCAAUCGGAUGCCCGUACGAAACACAGUAUCGUACAACCUCGUAAUCGCGGCAAAUGCCGAGGCCGGGAAUCUUUGGCAAGCGUGGCUUAUCUUUGACGAGAUGCCGUGUAAAGAUUCGGUUUCCUGGAACUCUUUAAUCCAGGGGUAUGCCCAACUUGGGUAUGUUGACGAUGCCAGAGUCAUGUUUGAUACAAUGGUUGCAAAAACCAUUGUAUCAUGGAACAUAAUGGUGACUGCCUAUGCUCAAGUUGGUCAUUCUUUGAAAGCGAUCCAUGCCUUCAACAAGAUGCCGACUCACAACGUUGUUUCUUGGAUGGUUGUCGUUCAAGCUUGCAUCGAUUCUAGUCUUGCAUCGGAGGUGUUGGAGCUUAUCGACAGGAUUCCUGGCGAUGUUCUCACCCCAAUAUUGUGGACUGAGCUCUUCACCAUUCUCGUCAGCAACGAAAAGUUUGGAGAGGCCAGCAAUCUCUUUAGAAACAUGAGCCAGCGGGACGUAAUCUGCUGGAACGCGAUGAUUUCUGCGUGUGGUCACAGUGGACACAUUGCUGAAGCUGACGAUCUGUUUGCCAAAAUCCCUUGCCGGAGCAUAUCUUCGUGGAACAACAUGAUGGCCGUGCUUUCCAACGCCGGUGAAAUCCUCCAGGCAAAACUGGUUUUCGAUGAUAUGCCCGUGAGAGAAGUGAUGUCGUGGAACACGCUGAUGGCGACAUUUGUUCAGCAGGAAGAUUUGGCUGCUGCUUCUCAAGAAGUCUUUGCAAAGAUGCCGUGCCGGGACCUCGUCUCUUUCAACUCGAUGAUAAGUGCGUUCUGCAAGAGCAACCAGCUGAAACAAGCCAAGUCCGUCUUUGACGAGGCGCCCGAGAGAGAUUUUGUUUCCUGGAACGCAAUAGUGGCUGCAGAUGCCGGCGGAAGCUGUAACGUCUUUGAAAAGAUGCCGCACUUCAGCAUUGUGGCUUGCAACGUUAUGCUGGCGGUGCUUUCCCGAAAAAAUCUCUAUGCUUCCGCGAAGAAAGUCUUUGAUGAAAUGCCGGAAAGGGAUGUGGUGUCUUGGAACACGUUUGUUGCAACAAAUGCCCAAAGCGGGGAUCUUGAGCUUGCGGUAUCCACCUACACGCGAAUGUCUUCGUGGAACUUGGUAUCGUGGAAUUCGAUAAUGUCUGUAUACCUAGUCACUGGCCACGACCAAAAAGUGAAAGAGAUCCUAGACGCCACUCCCGAGAAGGACGUGAUCACCUGGAACACUAUCGUCACGGCAUUUGCCAGCUCGCGUCCGAGCGAAGCCCUCGCAAUGUUUCGCGAGAUGCUGCUCGACGGCGUCAAUCCCGACGAGGUCUCAGUGACCGGGGCUCUCGCGGCACUGAGCCACUUGGGCCAGGCGCAAGACUGCUACCAGUUCUUCGUGGGGAUCUGGAGCGACUUUGGCGUGAAUCCUUCGCGAGAGCACUACUGUUGCGUGGUCGAUCUCCUCGCGCGGCUGGGGGAAUUGGGCGACGCGGAAGAGGUUACCAGAGUGGUGGACAAAACGGUGAGCUCGACAGUGGCUUGGGGGUGCCUGUUGAGCGCGUGUAGAGCCCAGGGAUCGCUAGAACACGGUGUGCGAGCUGCCCAGCACGCCAUAGCACUGGAACCAUGGAAGAUCUCGGCCUACUCGAUGCUCUCCAAUGUUAUAGCUUGCUAA
Messenger RNA from Selaginella moellendorffii, 2547 nucleotides. Its product is annotated as pentatricopeptide repeat-containing protein At4g02750-like. The record is from RefSeq and is a predicted model, not a curated record. The transcript has a single exon. Bases 1 to 2547 code for a protein of 848 amino acids. Lineage: Eukaryota; Viridiplantae; Streptophyta; Lycopodiopsida; Selaginellales; Selaginellaceae. Gene Ontology annotation, molecular function: protein binding.